AUGGCGGGGUCGGGGCCGGGCUCCUCGCAGGCUCAGGGGCAGCACGAUCCGUCCGCGUUCGUCGGCGGCCUCCUGUCGGUGCCCCGGUCGCAGAGGGACCGCACGCAGCUGAGUCCGUCGCGCAGGACGCAGCCGUUCAACACCACGGCCUCGCGGUUCGAGAGGCGGCGCGGCGCGAGGAUCCCCGGGCCGGGGCACUACGACUCGGCGGCGGCGCCGGCGCCCGACGGCGCGGCGCACCGCGUGCACAGCAGGCGCGGGGCGGGAGGGUUGGCGGGGAACGCGUCGCGGAUGCCGCACGCCAGGGCGUUCACGGGGCCGGGGCCGGGAUCGUACCGCGGGCAGGCCAAGUUCCUGUCGAAACCAGAUUACAGGGACCCGAACGCGCUGUCCAGCUCGUUCGCGCAGCCCGCGGGAGUGGCACCGCCGCACGCGCCUGUGUGGAAGCGCAAGGAGGGCCGCGACCCCGGUCCGGGGUCCUACACCGCGCGGAUUCCGCGGCUCGCUGGCGGGAACCCCACGCCGGGCGCCGUGACCGUGGCGUUUCGCGACUCCCAGCCGCGGUUUCCGCGCUUCAGGCCCACGGCAGGGCCCUCUCCCGGCGCGUACGAGGCGCCCUCGAGCAUCCGGACCGUCACCGAGGCGCCACGCAGCUUCUUCAAGGACACGGCGGGCCACAGCGGCUUCCCCAACAAGCACGCGUCCGGAAAGAAGUCCUUUGAGGAGCUCCUGCUGGCAGAACAAGGCGACGCGCGCGAGCCCGACCUGGGCGCCACCGGCGAGCCAGUGGGCGCACCGACACAAAAGCUCCGGCGGCCGCAGAAGGCGCAGCGGUCGAGCAUGUUCCACCUCGGGGCGAAGACGGACCGCUUCGGGCGGCCCCUGGGCCUCAAGGCGGAGUCGUCGGAGCCCGGUCCGGGCGCGUACGACCCGACGCCGUUCAUUGAUCUGGAGUUGAGCGGCGUGGCGUCGCUGGCGCCCGGGACCGGGUGGGGCGGCGGCGGCGGCGCGGCGGCGGAGCACUGGGCGCAGCAGACGGGGCGGUCGGCCAGCCGGAAGCCGCUGGGGGCGCGGCGGGGCGUUGCGUUUGCGCAGGACGCGCGGUUCCGAUCCGGGCGGGGCCGCGGGGAGGAGACGGGGCCCGGCGGGUACGACCCGAUGAAGCCCGGGAAGAAGUCCUUCCACGUGGGGCCGACGUUCUAG
Molecule: messenger RNA, 1203 nt
Organism: Pedinophyceae sp. YPF-701
Lineage: Eukaryota; Viridiplantae; Chlorophyta; Pedinophyceae
Source: the annotation of a GenBank genome assembly